AUGGACUGUAAUCCUCUGCUCAACAGGAUUAGCAAUCAAUUUCAGAAAUGGUCUUCCAAGAGCCUCUCCUAUGCAGGCAGAAUACAAGUUAUAAAAAGUGUGAUUUUAGGUGUCCAAAUCUAUUGGACAUCUAGCUACAUUCUGCCUAUGAAAGUACUUCAGAGAAUUGAUGAAAUGAAUAGGGAUUUUUUGUGGGGAAAAUCUGAUCAUAAGCAAAAAGUUUCUCUGGUAGCAUGGGAGAAAAUCUGUCAGGGGAAAAAAUUUGGUGGAUUAGGAAUUUUCUCUGCUAAACUCUGGAAUUUUGCUGCUGCUUUGAAGAAUAUCUGGUAUAUUCAUGUGAAUAAAGAGCUCCUAUGGAUUAAGUGGAUCCAUGGUACUUAUCUAAAACACAAUGAUAUCUGGACUGUUAAUGCUAAAACAACUGAUUCAUGGCUCUGGAAACAAAUGCUGAAAAUCAGAGAUAAGGCUUUGGAUUUAACUGGAGGAGCUGAUAACCUGAAGCUUAUCAUUGGAUCUUGCUACAAGAAUUCUAAAGUUAAACCAUCAGCCUUGUAUACAAUUCUAUCUCCAACUUCCCUCAAAGUUCCAUGGUAUAAUACUGUUUGGGGAAAUUUAAAUUACCCUAAGCACUCCAUCAUAAGUUGGCUUGCUGUUCAAAACAGGUUGCUAACACAAGACAGGUUGGCUAGGAUGGGGGUACUGAAUGCAAAUUCCUGUUAUCUUUGCAAUGGUGAUGCAAUAGAGAGUCGUGACCAUCUCUUUUUUGAAUGUGAAUACUCUAUGAAUGUCUGGAACAAGAUCAUGUCGUGGCUUAACUUCAGAUGGCGUUCUUGUAACUGGAAUUGUAUGUUGGAAUGGUUCACUACCAGUUUGAGAGGCAAGGGUUUUAAGCAAAGGAUUAAGAGGAUGGCCUUUAACACUUCAUUAUACAAGAUUUGGAAUGAAAGGAACUCCAGGAUUUUUAUUCAGAAAUCCAAAGGGCCUGAUCAGCUAGUUAAAGAGAUCAAAGUUGAUAUGUUGAUACUAAUACUCAAUGGCAAUACUGCUCCGGAAGAUAGAGAAUGGGUUUUAUCACUGUAA
This is a messenger RNA of Asparagus officinalis (garden asparagus), 1080 nucleotides long. RefSeq lists its product as uncharacterized. The coding region runs from base 1 to 1080 and encodes 359 amino acids. NCBI's taxonomy places the organism in Eukaryota, Viridiplantae, Streptophyta, Magnoliopsida, Asparagales, Asparagaceae. The record is from RefSeq and is a predicted model, not a curated record. The transcript has a single exon.